Messenger RNA from Pseudophryne corroboree (corroboree frog), 2250 nucleotides. RefSeq names its product transmembrane 4 L six family member 19 (gene TM4SF19). NCBI's taxonomy places the organism in Eukaryota, Metazoa, Chordata, Amphibia, Anura, Myobatrachidae. Bases 640 to 1404 code for a protein of 254 amino acids. The record is from RefSeq and is a predicted model, not a curated record. The transcript has 5 exons. Gene Ontology annotation, cellular component: membrane.
UUGCACAAAGAACUCCAGCAAGGAUGUUGUUCCAAACAUCUUCGAGAACUUACCACUGAUCUUCUAUGGAUGUAGGCUUGCUCAAAUCUUUCUGUCCAUCCUGGGUUUUUGGUGCAGUGUGAAUUGGGGGUCUCAGACAGAGACCCGGGAAAUUCCUGGGUUUAUUGACCCGGGUCAUAUCCAUGUAUUUCCCUGCUCUUAUGUCUGAAAGGGAUAUCAUCUGCAAACUAGGCCAUGCUCCACUUUACCGUGAGUAAAACCCACAGCCGCAACGUUUUGCUAUUUAAUUUAGAAUUAUGCUUUAAGUUAACACGGAUCUCAAUGGCAGACAUCACAGCUUUUAGUUGGGACCUCCAGAGUAGGUGAUAACUAUGAAUAAGUCAUUAUUUUAUUGUUACAAAGCCAGGACAUGGUGCAGCAGCUCUGGUACACCAAAUGAAUAAUAAUAUAUGGACAAUAAAAACACGUUAAAAUUUUCAGUAAAAACCCCAAAAUUGGCUUCAUUAUGUGGGACAGGUACCUUACAUAGUUCAUGCAAUAUAGACUUAACACAUGACCUACUGUAAGUGUGAUUAAACCUUUUAUAAUAUCAUUGAAUUGUGCAAACUAUAUUUUGUUUUGUUGAUAGUACCCUGCGAUAUGUGCAGAAAAUUGCUUAGUGGAAGAGCAUUUAUAUUAUGCACAUGGCUAGAUAUUCUCUGUAAAGCGCUUCAGAAUAUGUGUGCACUAUUUAAAUAUGUGGUAAUAAAUGAUUGUUGUAUGUAUUCCUCAUACUUCCAGUCUUAUGCUUCUGAAGACAUGUGCGUAGAGAGGUGUGCCCGUAGUAUUGGCCUCUGCCUCGUUUUCCUGGCUCUGCUUUCUAUUGCUGCAAACCUUUUCCUUCUCUACCCCAACCUUGAUGGCUUGUACCUGAGAAAGAACCAAAUCAGCGAAUAUGCUGGAAGCGUGCGGGGAGUUUGGGCAGGGGGACUCCUGGUGUUACUGGCUGGUAUACAAAUCACAGUCGCCGGCUUUAGAGUGAAAAGAUUGUCCUGCUGUGGACCUCGCUGUGAUAUGCUGUUGUCUGGUAUUUUCUCUUCCGUGGCUAUGGUUGGAGCUGCAAUUUCCCUUUUAACAUCUGUAGCUGGACUUUUCCAUGGUCCAUAUUGCUUAUACACGGUGAACGAUGGCACCAGAGAGAAGUGGGGUUAUCCUUUUAGAAGUACUGACUCAAACAUCAACAGCAGCAUCUCUACGUCAGGCAUGUCCUCCAUUUGCAUUGAGCCUCCAUCAAUCUUGACCUGGAACUCUGCUUUCUUCCUGUCCCUGUCCCUAAUCAACAUGUUGCAGAUUGUGCUGUGUCUUUCCCAGUUCUUGAAUGCCUGUCUUGGGGUGGUCUGCGGACAAUGUGAGCAGAAAAAGUGACUCCCCGAUGACCUUGUAAGUCAAGUCUGUGACCUCACUCCAGCUUCUGCCCUGAUCUGAACUUGUUACAUAGCACAGACGUGCCAGGUUGUGCCCAGAGAUGAUCUGGUAGGAUUCAGUGGCUCUGCCCAGAACAGCGAUAAAGAAAAGGAAGAUCUGUCCUGUAAAGUCAUUGUACAGUGGACAUGGGUUCAUUGAUCGAUGUCCGGGCAGGUGGGCUCUCUCCACUGCAUACAUGUCCUCCCACUGCAGGAAAACACAGUGUGCUUUUAUUCAUUUCUUCUUAACACAUUAAUACAUACAAUUCUAUGGAAAAAAUGUGAAUAUACAGCAUGAAAGAUAUAUAUAUAUAUAUAUAUAUAUUGUAACACUGUAGGGGUGCAAGGUGCCUUUUCCUGGGGAAUAUGGCAGCACGCAGCAGCUGAGGGACAACACAAGUCCAGUUUCUGGUACAACUGACCCCGGCCAGUUUUAUUGAAACAGAAAAUAAAACAAACCCCAAAAUAAAAAUACCUUGCCUGUCCGGCACUAACUAAACAUAAGAUGUUCCUAACUGUCACUAAACAAAACACAGAGUUCUUCAGUACAUACUGUAUAGCUUACUUGCAUCAGAAAGCGUGUCUCUCACACACAGAUCCUGCAGCCUUCCCAGGCAGUCUGCCCAUACUAAUCAGGUUAGAAGCACUAUAUCACUCUUACACAGCUGAAACCCUGAUUAGCCCUCUGUGAGGCCAAAGACCCGAACUGGGCCCAAUGUCUAGAACUCGCCUUAUCUCUCUCUCAGAGCCUUUACCCAGCUUUUACAGCAAACUGAAAAGGUUCAGACAAAACAAAAAGCAUUUUUCC